This is a messenger RNA of Myzus persicae (green peach aphid), 774 nucleotides long. RefSeq names its product exosome complex component CSL4 (gene Csl4). Gene Ontology annotation, cellular component: nuclear exosome (RNase complex); cytoplasm. Gene Ontology annotation, molecular function: RNA binding. The record is from RefSeq and is a predicted model, not a curated record. Lineage: Eukaryota; Metazoa; Arthropoda; Insecta; Hemiptera; Aphididae. Bases 16 to 594 code for a protein of 192 amino acids. The transcript has 5 exons. Gene Ontology annotation, biological process: RNA processing.
AGUUUUUUUACUCAAAUGGUUUGUUUAUAUUUAGGACAACGGCUUUGCCGACUAGAUUCAACACACACUUUAGGUAAAGGGACAUACAAAAGACAAGAUUACAUUUAUUCUAGUUUGGCUGGAAUUGUAAAUGUAGAUAACACAAACAAUAAGAUAUCUGUUGUGGAAGUUCGAAGUAAAGAUCAGACUAUUGUUCCAGCACCUGGAGACAUUGUGACAGCGAUGGUUACUACAUUAAACCAAGAUAUGUGCAAGUGUCUAAUAACAAGUGUCUGUGGACACGAACUGAAUGAAACAUACAGAAGUAGUUUAAGAAGACAAGACGUACGCAUGAAAGAAAUUGACAAAAUCGAUAUGUUACAGUGUUUUAGACCAGGAGAUAUAAUAUUAGCUAGAAUCUUGCCAAUGACUGAAGCUCAUACCUUCAAACUAACCACUGCUGAAAAUGAACUUGGUGUAGUUAUUGCGUGCAGUGAAUAUGGACAUCCAAUGACCCCAAUUAGUUGGACUGAAAUGAAAUGUACAAAAACAAGUGCUGUAGAAUACCGAAAAGUAGCUAAAAUUGUUCAAGACAACACUGAAGAAAACAUAUAGACAUGAACAAUUUUUUUUACAUAAAUUUACACAUUAUUUUUUGAAUUGUUUUUUUAAGGUUCAUAUUUUGUUGUAAAAUAAAACAAAACAACUUAAAAAGAGAAAAAUUAUAACAGUAUUUAUUACAUUUUUAUUUCAACACUAUAAGAUGAAAUAAAAUAAAAAACUUAUGUCAAGAGA